CACAUCUUCAGAUGUCAGAGCUUCAAGCCACUCCGCCUCUCGGAAGCAGGUUUACUUAGGAUUGCCAGUACCACCUUCAAACCUACAUCCAACAACUCGAUAUCGGCAGACCAACGACAGCCAGUCCACGAACAACGACCACAACAACGAGAGGUCCUGACCACGCUUUAUUUGAGAGAGCCCGAGACCAGACACGCGAGAGAGAAGGGGAGAAGAAAAGAGAAAAAAAGAAGAAUAAAAGAGCAGUCUGUCGCACGACAGCAUCACGCAAAAAUGGUCGAUCUGCCUUACGCCCUCGACGCGGAAACGCCCCUCAAGGCAUCUGAGCUCCAGGUCCUCCGCGCCCAGUAUGAAAAGGAAGGCGACAUGGUCGGUGUCCAGACAAAGUUCAACUACGCAUGGGGCCUCGUCAAGUCCGACUCCCGCAACGACCAGCAGCUCGGCGUCCGCCUGCUCUCCGAGAUCUUCCGCGUCUCUCCCGAGCGCCGCCGCGAGUGCCUCUACUACCUCGCCCUCGGCAACUACAAGCUCGGCAACUACGCCGAGGCCCGCCGCUACAACGACCUCCUCCUCGACAAGGAGCCCGCUAACCUGCAGGCCUCGAACCUGCGCCAGCUCGUCGACGACAAGGUCGCCAAGGAGGGCCUUAUGGGAGUCGCCAUCAUCAGCGGCGUAGCCGUCGCCGCCGGCGUCGUCGGCGCCUUCCUCAUGAGGAACGUCAAGAGGAGAUAAAUCUUUUUCAGCACCCUCUAAAGGGAGAGAGAGAGAGAGAGAGAGAGAGAGAGAGAGAGAGAGGAAGGGAGUGUGUGUGUUUGUGGGGGAGAAAUAGGGACAUGUGGUGUAAAGGAACAAAAAGGAAACGGCGGCGCGAGAGAAUGUUCGAUACAACCUCUCCCCCCCUUCCCUCCUUCAGUUUCUCUCCUUCGGUAAUGUGUAUUUGUAUGGACAUGAAAACGGCUUCUUUUUCUUCUUCAGUGUAGCAGGCGUAUACGCAACUCGGCUCCGCCUUACCGUCUCCUCGGGGGGCAUCUCAUCACAGAAUCUCAUACCUAAUCUCGAACGCUUUGCUGCGAGACUGCCGGUCAACUAUCCCUCGAUCGAGACUUGAGAGCGGCCUUUAUCUACCGCAAGACCAAUCAAGCCUAUGUCGUCCACCGGUCUCGUGGUCGUGCUCGGCUCGGGAAUAUGGGACGUGGGCAUAGAUCCGCCCUUUUGCUGUGUUAACCCAGAUACGGAUAGUAGGAU
Molecule: messenger RNA, 1245 nt
Organism: Colletotrichum destructivum
Lineage: Eukaryota; Fungi; Ascomycota; Sordariomycetes; Glomerellales; Glomerellaceae
Product: Putative mitochondria fission 1 protein
Exons: 4
Coding region: 274-732 (152 amino acids)
Biological process (GO): mitochondrial fission; autophagy of mitochondrion; peroxisome fission
Cellular component (GO): mitochondrial outer membrane; peroxisomal membrane
Molecular function (GO): protein binding
Source: RefSeq, a predicted model, not a curated record